Messenger RNA from Cololabis saira (Pacific saury), 1731 nucleotides. RefSeq lists its product as uncharacterized. Gene Ontology annotation, cellular component: cytoplasm. The transcript has 16 exons. NCBI's taxonomy places the organism in Eukaryota, Metazoa, Chordata, Actinopteri, Beloniformes, Belonidae. Gene Ontology annotation, molecular function: manganese ion binding; metalloaminopeptidase activity. The coding region runs from base 107 to 1660 and encodes 517 amino acids. The record is from RefSeq and is a predicted model, not a curated record. Gene Ontology annotation, biological process: proteolysis.
CCCAUGGCGUCACGUGACCAGCCGGCUAGCCUACAAAGGAAAGAGUCUUCUCUGCUAGAUUUCUGUUCUUUCACCUCGAAGACUGUGCAGGAGGAAGAAGACGGAAAUGUGCACCAGCGUCCAGCCCGUUGAGUGGACCACUGACCUCAAGAACCAGAAUUUUGAUGGCAUCAUCCUAGUGACCCAGAGCCAUGACACGCUGCCUGACAAGCUUGAGUGCCUUAAGGCCCCUCUGCAGGACUACAACUCUAUUGACAGCGGGUUGGGAGAGGAGGUGGUGAUCCUCAAGGUUCCUGGUCUCCCUGGCAACCGCCUAGUGUUUUCCUCCACUGGUCCUGUAAACCGUGACUACGACGAUGUCAGGCGUUUUAAUGAUGCGGCAGUCAACGGCAUCAAACGGGCCCUGAAGGCCGGUAUGCAGCGCCCCCUGCUGGUGUGCCCUCCGCACAAGGACUACAAGAACAGCACCUUGGUGGCCGUGCUCGGCGCUCUUCAUGCUCUCUACAUGCCACUUGAGGUGCGAGAGGCGAAGGUGAAAUCCUCCGACUACAAGGUGUGUGUUCUGGGUCUGUGGGCGGCGCAGGAGGCUGAGGGAAAGCGGCUGGUGGAGCUGGCCAAUGCUCUGGAGAGUGGCAGACUGGCUUGCCGCGACAUUGGCGGCUCAGACCCCGAGCGUAUGGCUGCUCCUCAUGUGGCUGAAUACGUCCAGGAACUGUUCAAGAACACCCCUGUGAAGGUGGAGGUGGUGAGCAGCGUGAAGACUCUGGAGAAGGAGUAUCCGUGUCUGGCUGCAGUCAACCGCUGUGCCAACAGUGUUCCUCGUCACCAGGCCAGAGUCAUCAAGCUGCAGUACUGUGGGGAGGGACCGAUCCAGAAGACGCUCAUGCUGGUUGGAAAGGGCAUCACCUACGACACCGGCGGAGCAGACAUCAAGGCCGGCGGCUUCAUGGCCGGCAUGCACAGGGACAAGUGCGGAGCUGCUGCUGUGGCUGGAUUCUUCCAGGUAUUGGCCCAUCUGAAGCCGAAAAACCUGAAGGUUGUGGGCACAAUGGCCAUGGUGAGGAACAGUGUGGGCGCAGACUGCUACGUGGCUGAUGAGCUGGUGGUUUCCCGUGCCGGUCGCAGAGUGAGAGUGGGAAACACGGAUGCGGAGGGACGCAUGGUGAUGGUGGACCUGCUCUGUGAGAUGAAGGAGCAGGGCGUGCGUGAGGUUUCUCCGGAGCUGUUUACGAUCGCGACUCUGACUGGCCACGCGAUCAGAGCCAUGGGACCCGACUACUCUAUCAUCAUGGAUAAUGGACCGGCCCAUCGCAACGGGACUGCUACUAAGUGGCAGAAAGCGGGAGAGGUGCUGGGAGAUGUGUUUGAGGUCUCCAGCAUCAGGAGGGAGGACUAUGACUUCCACAAGGGCAAGUCUGAGUACGAGGACAUUCUGCAGUGCAACAACCUUCCAUCCUCAGCCACACCGCGAGGACACCAGACUCCUGCAGCCUUCCUCAUAAUGGCCUCUGGCCUCGACAAGCAUGGUGUUGAUUCCAGCGCUCCUCUGCCGUACUCCCACAUCGACAUCGCCGGGUCCAGCGGGCCUUUCCCUGGUGUCCCAACUGGAGCCCCUGUCCUCGCCAUGGCAACCCACUACAUCCUUACAGGCACCAUCUAAAGAAAAUCAUCCAAUAAAAGACAAAUUUGUAACUGUCAAAAUAUAAAUGAAGCAUUUGUCACAAAAAGUUA